Messenger RNA from Culicoides brevitarsis, 1905 nucleotides. RefSeq lists its product as uncharacterized. The record is from RefSeq and is a predicted model, not a curated record. The transcript has a single exon. Lineage: Eukaryota; Metazoa; Arthropoda; Insecta; Diptera; Ceratopogonidae. Bases 1 to 1905 code for a protein of 634 amino acids.
AUGAAAUUUUGCGGAUUUUUAAUUUUUUUGUUGCUCGCUUCGUCGCCUCUUUCUGCUAAUGGAUUUGGUCUUGCCACUGUCGGUAUAGAAUUCUUUGAAUUCAUAAUUGGAAAGGCUUUUGAAGUUUCAUGGGACCCAAUUCAAGGCUUGUUUGCCAAACAAGAAACUGAGUUUGAGAAAAUUGGUAAAAAACUUGAUGAAAUAGUUAUCAAAAUUGACAAUUUGACGACGGAUUUCAAAAAUGCCAUAAAAGAUGUCAAAAAUCACGUGACUUUAGAACUAAAAGCGAGCAAAAUACAAGAAUUACAGGACAAAAUUGAGCAAAAAUUUGAGUUAACGAUGGAUUAUAUGAGUCAUUUGGAAACAUUGGAAAACGUAACAAUCGCGGAACGAAUAAAUGAGUUAACAAACGGGCCGGAUUCAGUUGACAAUUUGAUAUCUCAAUUCCAUAUCAAAGUAUUCGGGAAAGAUACGUUGUAUUUGAAUAACAUUGUAGAAGCAAUUCGCGAAAAUAAGCAUCAUUUUAGUACAAAUACGGGAAGCCCAGAGGAAGUUGUCUUGUACAAAUUCUUCUUGACGAUGCUUUCUGUCGAAUACAAGGCAAUGUUGAUGCAAAAGAUAAACUGUUAUCUCAAAUUCCGUUUAGCUAUGGGAAAAUUCCGCACCGAAAUGAAAAUUCACGAGGAUCGUUUUGUAAAACGAGUACGUCAGUCGAUAGAACGCAUGCGAAACGCUUUCUUGUCAUCGAAUCGCGACUUGUACAAACUUGAUACCAAAAAUUACAGAAGCGGAGAUACAUUUGCCGAAGUUACGCGUUUCAAUCAAAUUUAUUUCACGUCAGAAUCUAAUUUCAAAAGUUGUUGGAGCAGAUGCGAAGACUAUUCGAGACCUCGGCAUAAUUUUAGCGAGGAAUAUUCAUAUCCGCAAAGAUCGUGCAAAGGAACUAUAUCGAAUUGUCGCAGUGAAUACACAAAUGCAUAUCAUGUUUGGACUACAAUUGGCAACGAGGAUCAACGAUAUCAAUAUGUAGCGAUGAAACAGAGUUACGACACUUUUAAACCGGGAUAUCGUUACGGACAAAUGUCGCAGGUAACAAAUAGCUCGAGAAUUGUCGAUUUCACAGGAUGGGUUCGGGGAUUCGCACAUUGCGAUAUUUGUCGUUGUCAGUGCGACGAACCACGAGAUGAAAAAUCAUUGAGAAGAUUUUCAACGACGCCUUUGUUUUCAGAUACGGAUGAAAAUUUAGUAAUAACAGGAGUACAAAUCGCAGUUGAAAACAACGCAUUUGUGUUGAAAAUCCAUCAAGCAAAAUUAUUACCAUUGGGAAAAGUCGAUUCAACUGUUACUGUUAAAAUGAAUGAACCAUCUUCGAAUGAUAAGUUUUUCACGUUACGGUUUAACAAAAAAUCCGUUCAUAUGGGCACCGCGAAAAUUGAUACCGCAAAAUAUCCCGAUUUUGUCGCUACUAUGGUUCGAUUCUAUGAAAAAGAUAAGAAUUUAGCGCUUCAAGUUCGUUUUACGCGAUUCAAUUAUACCACAGGUCAACUUUUCGACGCCAAUAAUGCAAAAAAUAAUGUACAUGUGUUGAACAAUAUUUCGAAAAAUGUCAUCGUGCGAGGCAAGAGAGGAAAUUGUCCCAUUAAAUAUACUGAUAAUGUUCCUUCAGUCGAUACAAGCGUAGGAUUGGUGCAAUUUGGACCCAGUAGCUUGCAUGAUGAUGUUGGACAACGUACUGUUCCUUUUAUAGAUUUGCAAGGAGUAAGAUCGGAGCAAACAGCAUUAACGGGCAUCGGAUUGCAAUUCAGAGCACGUGAAAAUAGCGGAGGAUAUAUAUCGCCAACUUUAGUUACAUAUCCAAUGUUCUUCGGAACUAAGGUUCUUGAUGCUAAGCUUUUGUUGCAAUAG